AUGAGAAUCAUGCAUGUUAGUCUGCAGCUUAUAGCCAUACUAUUCACUGUUGAGACAGUUGCCUCAGUCUGGGAGGAAACCAGAAGCUCUUCAGAAAAAGCUUUGCACAGGGGAACAAGGGAACUGAAUGCUCCAUCUCCCAUACACUGCAAACUGAGCAGCUGGAGUGCAUGGGGGCCCUGCGACCCAUGCACCAAUCAAAGGUUUCGCUCCAGAAGUAUUGAAAGAUUUGGGCAGUUUGGUGGAAAAGCAUGCCUGGACGCCCUAGGAGACACACAGACCUGUCAAACCAGCAAAGUCUGUCCUGAAGAACCAGAACCAGACUGUGGUACUGACUUUCAGUGCAGUUCGGGUCGAUGUAUAAAGCGAAGACUUGUAUGCAAUGUAGAUAAUGACUGUGGAGACUAUUCUGAUGAAGAUGACUGUGAAUCUGACCCACGAUCACCAUGCCGAAACCAUGAUAUUGAUGUGUCUGAAGUUGGCAGAACUGCAGGACAUGGAAUCAAUGUUUUAGGAAUGCAACCAAUGGCCAGCCCAUUUAACAAUGACUUUUUCAAUGGUCUUUGUGACCGGGUGCGUGAUGGGAACACACGGACAUACUACCGCAAGCCAUGGAACGUGGCCAUUCUCACCUACGAUACAAAAGCAGACAAAACUUUCUCAUCUGUGUACUACCAUGAUCGUGUGAAAAUGUUACAAGAGGUUUACAUAGCAAAACAGAAACAUUUUAGUGCUGACUUCUCUGUGAAAUACACACCUACUGAUGGAAGUAACAAAAAUGCUUCAGAAGUAAAUUUCAAAUAUGACUACAGAAAGAAUUAUACCUUUGGUUCCCUCCUGCAAAGCUUCAGAGAAAGGAACCAAACCUUUCUGCAUGUAAAAGGACAGAUUCAGCUGGGAAGGUUCCAAAUUCGGAGUCGUGAUGUCCGUCUCACAGAUAGUUUCCUUGAUGAUUUAAAUUUUCUGCCUGCUGAUUAUGACAAGGGGGAGUAUUUCAAAUUCUUAGAAGAUUAUGGAACUCACUAUGCAGUCUCUGGAACUGUAGGAGGAAAAUAUGAACUUGUUUACGUACUGGAUAAUUAUGCUAUGUCUCAACUAGGAAUCAGUAUAGAAGAUGUGAAAAAAUGCCUUGGCUAUCACUUAGAUGCCAAUAUCGUAUAUGAAAAUACACACGCCAACUUUAACGUUGAUAGUGGUAAAUGUGAAAGUAUUCAUGUGAAGAAACAAUCACAAAUGAAUGAUAAUGCUGUCAUUGAUGAUGUCCUUUCCUUAGUUGAGGGGGGAAAAAUCGACUUUUCAGUUAAAAUCAAAGAAAUGUUACUACGAGGAUCCAAAGUGGUUGAUGUAGAGGAUUACAUAGAGUGGGCUAAAUCUUUGGUUGAUGCUCCAGUAGUGAUACAGCAACGGCCUUCUCCAAUACAUACACUUGUUCCAGUUAAGAUGAGAGAUGCAUAUUUAAAGAAACAAAAUUUGGAAAGAGCAAUUGAAGACUAUAUUACCGAAUACAGUGUGUGUAAAUGUGAACCCUGUAAAAAUGGAGGCACCCUUGUGCUGGUAGAUGGAGUCUGUACAUGUCUGUGCUCAAGUUAUUUUAAGGGAAUUGCUUGUCAAAUUCCCAAAUCUACAUUAGUGAAAGUUGUGACUGAUGGAGGCUGGAGCUGUUGGAGUACCUGGUCCACCUGCAUCAAUGGAGAGAGCACUCGAACUCGCCAGUGUAAUAAUCCUGCACCAGGACCUGAUGGCAGACCAUGCCAGGGAGAAAGCAUUGAAAAACGGCCCUGUGAAGAAGGGAAAUAGUUAUACUCCUCAAAAACAGAAAACAUUAAUGGAUUUUAAAUCGGAUCCAUGAAUCACAGUUUCGCCUGGCCAGCUAGCUACACCACAACAGUGGAAUGGCAUGAUUUAAAAGUACCUGCAGCUUAAAUGAUCUGUAAUCAAAACAAAGUAAUAAACUAUAACUAUAUUAACAGAGAUGUGCUGAUACAGUAGCUGUGGUCAACAUUUUAUUUGUCUGUGGCUGUCAUUAGAACAUGAAUACUCCAUCUUUGUU
Messenger RNA from Prinia subflava (tawny-flanked prinia), 2050 nucleotides. It is a transcript of the gene C9, whose product is annotated as complement C9. Lineage: Eukaryota; Metazoa; Chordata; Aves; Passeriformes; Cisticolidae. The record is from RefSeq and is a predicted model, not a curated record. Gene Ontology annotation, biological process: complement activation. The coding region runs from base 1 to 1797 and encodes 598 amino acids. The transcript is spliced from 12 exons. Gene Ontology annotation, molecular function: protein binding. Gene Ontology annotation, cellular component: membrane attack complex.